CGCACGCCCCAAAAGGAAAAAUACAAAAAUAAAAACAACCGAAGAGGACUCGGCUCGGCUCGGCUCGGGCUCGGGCUCGGGCUCCGGCUCCAAGCUGCUAAUCGUAAUCGUCGGUCGGAUCCCCUCGGCGUGUCCCAACUGUCAUGGUCCCCGCUCGGGAGGAAAAAACAACACGGCUGGACCGCGUCACACAAGCGGGGUUUUAAAAGCCCGAGGACCAUGUUACCGGGCGCCAUCACUUCUCCAAUGUGAAACAGCUCAGCCGAAGAAGAAGAAGAAGACGACGACGACGAACAAGUUGGUGCUUAGUACCCACCACGAAAGACGGCGGUGUCCGGCCCGAGUUCGGGGCAACGUUCAUCGUUUCUGGCCUGUUCUUCCUGAGAGCUCCAUGGAGAAGAUGAAGCGCUUCAAGCGGCGGCUCUCUCAGACGUUACGAGGCAGCCACACCAUCGACGAGUCUCUCUCGGAGCUGGCUGAACAGAUGACCGUCGAGGAAAAUGUUCUGAAGGACGGUGCAGAACCCAUCGUGAAGAACGGCCGCCCUCCGUCGGCCCACAGCGUCCACUCCUUCCUGCACCAGUACGCGGGCUCCUUUAAGAAGCCACCGCUGCGACGGCCUCAGAGCGUCAUCGGCGGAGGCCUGGGCUCGCUCGUGGUGAUGCCUCGCAACGGCAGUCGCCUCGUUUCUAUUCCUUCCUUCCUUCCUUCCUCCCUCCCUUCCUGGUCUUUCCCCAUUGCAGAUAUCGUCCACGAGAACCUGAAGAUGGGGUCUGACGGGGAGAGCGACCAAGCUUCCGGUACGUCCUCGGAUGAGGUGCAGUCGCCCACAGGCGUUUGCCUGAGGAACAGAGGCAACCGACGCAUUUCGGCAGAGGACCUGAACAAGCGUCUGUCCCUGCCCGCCGACAUCCGGAUACCCGACGGCUAUUUAGAGAAGUUGCAGCUGAGCAGCCCGUCGUUUGACCAGCCGCUCAGCCGCCGCUCCCGCAGGGCAUCGCUGUCGGAGAUCGGAUUCGGGAAGCUGGAGACCUACAUAAAACUGGACAAACUGGGAGAGGGCACAUACGCUACAGUCUUUAAGGGGCGGAGCAAGCUGACGGACAACCUGGUGGCUCUGAAGGAGAUCCGGUUGGAGCACGAGGAGGGGGCGCCAUGCACGGCAAUCCGAGAAGUUUCGCUACUGAAGGACCUGAAGCACGCCAACAUCGUGACGCUCCACGAUAUCGUGCACACCGAGAAGUCGCUCACACUGGUCUUCGAGUACCUGGACAAAGACCUCAAGCAGUACAUGGACGACUGCGGGAACAUCCUGAGCAUGCACAAUGUCAAGAUUUUUCUCUUCCAAAUCCUGCGAGGCUUAGCAUACUGCCACCGGCGGAAAGUUCUCCACCGGGACUUGAAGCCCCAAAAUCUGCUGAUCAACGACAGGGGAGAACUCAAACUGGCCGACUUCGGUCUCGCCAGGGCCAAGUCGGUGCCGACCAAAACGUACUCCAACGAGGUAGUGACUCUGUGGUACCGGCCCCCCGACGUGCUGCUGGGCUCCUCCGAGUACUCCACGCAGAUCGACAUGUGGGGCGUGGGCUGCAUCUUCUACGAGAUGGCCGCGGGCAGGCCCUUGUUCCCGGGCUCCACCGUGGACGAUGAGCUGCACCUCAUCUUCAGGCUGCUCGGCACGCCCGCGGAGGACAGCUGGCCUGGAAUCUCUUUUGUGGACGACUUCAAGUCUCACAAAUUCCCAAAGUACAAGACCCAGCUGCUCAUUAACCACGCGCCCAGAUUGGACACGGAUGGCAUCGACCUGCUGACGUCGUUCCUCAAAUACGAGUCGAAAAAGAGGAUCUCCGCAGACGAAGCCGCGAGGCAGCCGUACUUCAGGAGCCUGGGGCCUCGCCUUCGCACGCUGCCAGAGAACAUCUCCAUAUUCACGUUGAAGGAGGUCCAGCUGCAGAGAGACCCCGGCUGCCGGAACUCCUCGUACCCCGAGUCAGGCAACGGGAAGAGCAGAAGACAAAGCAUGCUGUUUUAGAGUCUUUGGACUGUAUUUGUUUCGGGUUAUUCGGGGAGAAUCUCUUGAGCGCAACACUCUGAUUGCUGGAUGGCGGUGGAGCAUCAUCUUCCUCGUCUUCCCCACCAGCCCUCCAAAACCACUUGGGGUUCUUGCCCGCCCCCCCCAGACUUAUACAAGGUUUGGCCUCAACGUGGCCCAACAGACAUUUAUAUUCUAUAUUUAUUAAGAAGAGAGAAUGUGCUGCUAAAAUCCGACUACUGUUAAGAAUUCUAACUGGCUCAGUCACUUUAAGAAGAACAUGCAAUGUGUAUAAAUUUUUAAAUCUUUUGAAGUGGUAACAUUUGUUGUUGUUGUGAUUUUCUUCAUUUUUCAUACGUAGACCUCGACCUAAAGGAAGAGAGAGCGAGAGAGAGAGAGAGAGAGGGAAAAAAAAAAGAUGUUUUCAUUGGCUCUUCAAAAGGUCUGGCCUUUUCCCCCCCUUCCUCUGUAGGCCGCGUUGACUGCUGAGAGCUCGUUGGCGUGUCAUUCCGGUCGGGUAGCGCGUGCAAGGGCAUUCAAGGAAAGGUACACCUCAAUACUUUCCCCCCCCCAUACUCGAGCCUCAAGUAUUUAAGACCACGCGUGUCAUCGUGUCUGUUACAAAGCAAACGCGAGCACAUACGGAGAACCCAUUUGCGCAUUUAUACCAUGUCCUUGAUAUCGCACUAGUAGGCCAAAAGCGGCACUAGCGAGAUGCAAUCAUUCUACUGGGACACUGAAUUGACUUACUACUUAACCAGGAUAACAAGGAUGUCGAAUAAGUGCCAAGAUAGCAUUUCUUUUUCCACAUCAUGUGAGUUGUCAGAUCUUAAAAUUGGGUCAAGAUGUCAAAUAUGUGUGCGCCGCAUCCCUGAAUCUAUUUAAGUGUUUCCGGAUAUGUUUUGUAUGAUAUUCUUUUGUGAAAAGUUGUUACCGGUGUGAGAUUUCAUUGCUGAUGCCCUCCCAUGAGUUUUAUUUCCUCUCAGAGUAAAGAUUAAAUUUAAAGUUUAAACAGAAAAUGAUUUGUUUUCCUUCUCUUGAAAAAGCAAAAGCAUUCAAGCAUUCAAUGCUUAGUUUAUUGAAAAUGGAUGACAUUCUUCACAAUACAAAAUUAUACAGAAUACACACUGUAUACCACAUCCAGUAUAAAAAAAGAGAAAGUUCUAAAAAAAAAAAAGGCUUUUCAUUCAUUUGAAAAUCUUGUCUUUAAGGGGAAGUUGGGAUGGUAGGACACAAAAUGAAGGCACAGCCGGUACUAUCUGAGAAGCGUAGUGCAUAUGUUACAUACAAUACAAAAGCCACAAGUAAAAGGAGGGAGAAGUUAUGAACAAGCUUCUAGCUCGAGUCGAGCAGCUAGCGAUAUGGCUUUUUUUAAAAUUUUCUUUUAUUUUUUAAACUGAGUGCUUUCACCACUGUAGCCUCAAGCAACCCAA
This is a messenger RNA of Phycodurus eques (leafy seadragon), 3465 nucleotides long. RefSeq names its product cyclin-dependent kinase 17-like. Lineage: Eukaryota; Metazoa; Chordata; Actinopteri; Syngnathiformes; Syngnathidae. The coding region runs from base 392 to 2032 and encodes 546 amino acids. Gene Ontology annotation, molecular function: protein kinase activity; ATP binding. Gene Ontology annotation, cellular component: cytoplasm; nucleus. The record is from RefSeq and is a predicted model, not a curated record. Gene Ontology annotation, biological process: protein phosphorylation. The transcript has 17 exons.